AGUCGUUCGAGUUGGGUCGACGAUUAUUUACGAUUUAUAGUUAAAACUUUAAUUAAAGUAUGGCUUAUUUGAAUAGAUAAUUGGGCUUAAACUUCGUCGGCCCUUUCUAUUCCAUAUAGUCACCUAUUUCCUAUCUAAAUACCGCGAAGGUUAGGUUAGGAACCGCCUGGUAAUAAGUACACGUAUGCAGUGUUUCUGUUUGUGAUUUAGUCCAGUUUGGCUUGAAAUGACGUGAAUCUUCUUCCGAAAUAAAAUAAGGUCAAGAUGCUUCCCCUAACACAGAAAGAUACUCGAGUUCCGCGGGGCACUUUGGGCGGAAUAAGAGAGAAAAUUCAAAACUGGCUCAGGUUGAUAUAUUCUGAUAAGAAUUCAAGGAAUUUAUUUAUGUUUCUUCUAUUGAAUUUAUCAUUUGCAUUUGUUGAGCUGUUCUACGGUGUUUGGACCAAUAGCUUGGGCCUGAUCUCGGAUGCAUUCCAUAUGUUCUUUGACUGCACUGGCCUGGUGGCCGGGCUGGCAGCGUCUCUGGUCUCAAAAUGGCGGGCAAACGAAAGGUUUUCCUACGGCUAUGCAAGGGCUGAAGUCUUAGCCGGAUUCGUAAACGGAUUGUUCCUGUUAUUCAUUGCAUUUUUCAUCAUGAGUGAAGCUGUGGAAAGAGCAAUAGAACCCCCUGAGGUAAAACACGAGCGUCUGCUCCUCGUGUCGAUCCUCGGCUUCCUCGUGAACAUGGUGGGCAUAUACGCGUUCCACCACGGCCACGGGCAUGGCCACGGCCACUCGCACGGCGGCGACCACGGCCACUCGCACAACAACCACGGCCACGGCCACUCGCACGACGACCCCGAGGCGCCCACCGGGGCCGGCUCCGCUAUCAUGCGGGGAGUCUUCCUACACGUGCUCGCAGAUACGCUCGGCUCAGUCGGCGUCAUCAUAUCCGCGAUCCUCAUGCGAAUGUUCGGCUGGAUGCGAGCGGACCCCAUCUGCUCGAUGGCCAUCGCUUUGCUCAUCGCCGCGAGUGUGAUACCUCUAGUGCGGGACUCCGCGGGAGUUUUAAUGCAGCGGACUCCAAGCUCGAUAGAGCGGUUAUUGCCCAAUUUGUACACACGAGUAGUGGGGCUAGCGGGCGUGCACGCGGUGCAAGAACCGCACUUCUGGACCCUGUGUAGUGACGUUCACGUCGGUGCUCUGAAAUUAGAAGUGGCUCGGGAGGUCGACCCGAGGUACGUGACCGAGCAAGCCGCGCGGAUAUUCCGCGAGGCCGGAGUGAAACACCUCACCGUCCAACUGGACUACUCGCCCCUUUGAUCCUAAGCUUAAAUCACAAAUGUACAGUUCCACAGAGUGGAUGAGGUUUUUAUUGUAUAUAGAGAAUGUGAUCUACUGCAACUAUCCGUGCGUUGUGCGAUAGCAAAUUAUUACAAUUAAUUUUUAUUAUAUAUUUAUUCAUAGUGUUGUGAUAUAGGAAAAAUCUUAUGUUUUUUUACCUUUUAGCCUAGGCGCAGACCAUCAACUUUUAGUUGGCGGAUAGUUGUACCCGAUUUUAAUUUGUAUGAAGAAUCGGCCGAUACCAAAUCGGUGUAAUGUGCGCACUUCCAUACAUGCCCAUACUGAUUAACUGCCCGACUAAACUAUCGGCCAACUAAAAGUCGGUGGUCUGCGCCUAGGCUUAAUCGCCUCCGAUAAUUUUGAGUCAAGUGUAUUUUUGGCGAUGUUUGGUGUAUUUUAAUACAAACGAAAUAUUUUUGUUUUAAUAAAUAGGAUAGCAGUCAAAUAUCGCCUCAUUUUAAAUAAUUCUACUUUAUAUGUAUUAAAACCUAUCUAAACUUUUUAAUUUAAGUAAUGUUACGUUUUAUAGUUCUUUUAUCUUUUAUGAAUAGUAUAAUAUUCCUUAUAUUUUUACUUCAAGAAUUUAUUUUAUCUAGAGUAGCUGCUUUGUAUUAAUGAAAUUGGUUUUAAAAUGCAUUUCUGUUGAUACACAUUCCAGUAUUCCUUUUAUAGUAGUGUUGAAAGUUGUCAUCGAAUCGAAUGUCCUAUUAUUACUUGAAUUGUAACAUCUAACAUUAAAAUGAACAUGUAAAUGAGUGUAUAAAGUCCGUAAUUUGAGAGAUUAUUAUAAUUUGACAGUAGUAAAAGAAGCUAUAACAUGCUUACAAAGGUCUUAACCUUUUCAACGCCAAUAACGGAUACAUCCGUACAUCAGGUUGACCGCCAACGACGGAUUAAUCCGCCUUAAAAAUGAUGUCAGUAAAAAUGAUGUGAGUAAUAAGUAAAGUGAAUACUAGUGAUUAUAUUGAUAUCGUAAUUUAUCAAGCGUGGCGUCUGAGUGAUGGCUUUUGUAUUUGACGUGGCGCUGAAAAGGUUAAGAGCUGCAGAACUCUGAAUUAAAAUUGAGAAACAAAUAAAAUCCUUCUUAGGAGCGAAGAGAGUUGAAGUCAUACUUAUUAUGUUGAUGAGACAAACAUUAAUGCCUGAACCGUAAUUUCAAAUGGGAUCUGUUCAUCACUUUCACUCAUAUCAAGAUGUUCUCAUGAGUGACAGCGACAAAUAGACCCUAAAUUAUGGAAACUGCUUGAUAAGUUUUGUUGAAAUGAGUUGAACGUCAAAUUCUUUCUUCACUCUAUUUCUUGUAUUGAGGGUUUUCGCGAAUGACAAAUCCGCCAGAUGGCAAUACGUAGACGCGAGGUCCAAAUGCUGCAUGAUUGGUUAUUUUUGACAUGACAUUGACAGAUAUGUCAAAAUCCACCAAUCACGCAGCAGUAGACCCCACAUCCACGUCCCGCCAUCUGGCGGAUCUUUCAUACGAGAAAACCCUCAUUGAAGUAUGCCCUCCCUAACUGGCAUUUUCGCUAUUGUAAUUAGUAAUUUUAGAUCCUUAUCCUUAGACCUACUUGAGUGAUUUUGAAUCACCAACAAAUUAUAAUAAAAAACAAAUUGUAUUUCGUGUAAUAUAGCUUAUCUAAAUCCAAGUUUUUAUAGUGUAAAGAUCUCGGAAUCGCGAAAGUUUUAGUUUAUAUUUCUAUGGGUUGAUAUACCCCUUCCCUUUAAGUCUUGGCAACCAUAACACCUUGCGAUUAAUCACUUGCAAUACCAUUGCUCGGCAGAUUCNGCAGAUUCGAGGUUUUAUUAUUAUGCAUCAAUUAUGUUUCGGCAUUUUUUAUCUUAUUCGCCCACCGAAGCGAAGAUAUAUCCCCUAUUAUUUGUCAAUGUGCAUCUACCGUAACAAAUAGAAAAUGUUUAGUUAUAAAUAAAUAAUGCCAUUAUUCCUUAACAAGUGAAUGUGUCAGUGAACGGGUUAAUUAAUUAAUCUUUCAUAGACAAUGCCUUAGCGACACACUGUUCAGCGGCAGUUGUCAGCGAAUAUACAUUAAAAUAAAAAGUUUUAUACGAACUUAUUAAAUUUUAUUAUUUUAAGUUAUUAAACACGUUCGGUGACACUUUCACAUAAUAAAAUAUUAAGGAAUUCGCAUUUAUAAUAUUAGUAGGACUAUGUCUUACAUAAUAUUGUUCUUUUAAAGUACAUUUUAUUGGAUAGCCAAAGCAAUGUACGCAAAAGAAACUUAAGGUCACACGAUUUUAUUGUAAACAAGUAUUCUACUUUUUGGCCCUUGGAGGCGAUAGUAAAAUUUAAUUUAAUUGUUCGAACCCCGAAAAUAAAAUAUCUAUUUAAUUUUA
Messenger RNA from Ostrinia furnacalis (Asian corn borer), 3669 nucleotides. It is a transcript of the gene ZnT86D, whose product is annotated as solute carrier family 30 member 7. Gene Ontology annotation, molecular function: zinc ion transmembrane transporter activity. The record is from RefSeq and is a predicted model, not a curated record. Gene Ontology annotation, biological process: intracellular zinc ion homeostasis; zinc ion import into Golgi lumen. The transcript is spliced from 3 exons. NCBI's taxonomy places the organism in Eukaryota, Metazoa, Arthropoda, Insecta, Lepidoptera, Crambidae. The coding region runs from base 265 to 1302 and encodes 345 amino acids. Gene Ontology annotation, cellular component: membrane; cytoplasmic vesicle; Golgi apparatus.